Mollisia scopiformis is the source of this 2511-nucleotide messenger RNA. RefSeq names its product small oligopeptide transporter, OPT family. The transcript has 12 exons. Bases 1 to 2322 code for a protein of 773 amino acids. Gene Ontology annotation, biological process: transmembrane transport. Lineage: Eukaryota; Fungi; Ascomycota; Leotiomycetes; Helotiales; Mollisiaceae. Gene Ontology annotation, molecular function: oligopeptide transmembrane transporter activity. The record is from RefSeq and is a predicted model, not a curated record.
AUGAAGCCCGACAUAUCCCCAGUCGAUGUCCCAGUCGUUGAGUCGAUCUCUGGUGAUAGCCUCAAUGACGAGAGCUUACAUCCAGGGGUAAAGAACACCAAAUCUCAAUUGACAGCUGACGAAGCGACGGAAAUCGCACUCGGGACCAUUGACGAGGAAUUUGCCAUCGAAUCAGAGAACUCACCGUACCCUGAAGUUCGUGCAAACGUACCCAACACGGACGAUGUUGAUCUUCCCGUCAAUACAGUUCGCAUGUGGUUUCUGGGGAUUGUGUUCACUAUGCUAGGUGCUGGAAUCAAUCAAUUCUUUUCAAUGCGAUACCCGAGCGUCACAAUUACCUCACUCGUCGCCCAAUUGUUAAGUUUUCCUCUUGGAUGUCUUCUUGCGCACUCGUUGCCCGUGAAAACAUUCAAAGUUUUUGGUCGCUGGGACUUCACCUUGAAUCCUGACACGCAUUUCAACAUCAAAGAACAUGCAGUCAUUACAAUCAUGUCCAACCUUAGUUUUGGAGCUUCCUGGGCUACUGACAUCAUUCAAGCUCAGAAGGUGUUCUACGGACUAGAAACUUCUGUGGGGUACCAGAUCCUCCUCGCCUUGUCAAUGCAGCUCUUCGGUCUUGGACUUGCUGGACUGGGGUAUAAAUACAUCGUUGAACCUCCUCAAAUGAUCUGGCCUUCCACACUUGCCAAUGCUGCUCUUUUCGAGACUCUGCAUAGUCGAGUGAAUGUUGAAGCUGACGGUUGGAAAAUCUCAAGAUACCGCUUCUUCCUCUACGUCUUCUGCGGUGGUUUUGUCUGGUAUUGGUUUCCGGGAUUUAUAUUUACAGCAUUGUCGACUUUUGCUUUCGUUUGCUGGGCUGCUCCAAAAAAUAUUGUUGUCAACAAUCUCUUUGGAAUGUCUACAGGACUUGGGCUUCUACCUGUCACUUUUGACUGGAGUCAGAUAGCAUACAAUGGAUCACCUCUCGUCGUUCCUUUCUGGGCUCAAGCAAAUGUCUUUGCAGGAUGGGCUUUCUUCUUUGCUCUAGCCACUCCAAUUUUGUACUAUACCGACACCUGGUAUACAUCUUAUCUUCCCCUUUCCGGAUCCAACAGCUACGAUAAUACCGCCAAUGUGUACAACGUUUCGAAGAUCGUUGAUGCUCAUGGCAACUUUGAACCGGCUGCCUACGAAGCAUACAGCACGGUCUUCAUGCCUGUGACUUUUGCUCUAGGGUAUGGAAUCUCAUUUGCUGUCAUGUCUUGCUUGCCAGUGCACGUCUACCUCUAUCAUUGGGAGGAUAUCAAACAAGCUUUCAUGGGGACGAGCAAGAAAGAUAUCCAUGCGAGGCUCAUCACGAGAUAUCGGGAUGUGCCAUGGUGGUGGUAUUCUGGAAUGACGGCGGUGGUCAUUGUACUGGCUAUAAUCACCCAAGAAGUGUGGCACACUGAAAUGCCUGUCUGGGGGGUUUUCAUGGCAUUCGCUAUGGCAGCAGUCUAUCUUAUCCCAGUUGGCACUGUCUUCGCUGUGGCCAAUUUGAACAGCAAUGUUCUUACUGUCCUUGGAGAAAUCAUAUCAGGGUAUCUACUUCCUGGGAAGCCUAUCGUUAUGCUCGUUUUCAAGUUCUACGCAUACACCGGGCUCAGUCAAGCCAUGAACUAUGCCUCAGACAUGAAACUUGGGCUGUACAUGAAGAUCCCACGACGAACUCUCUUCGCAGCCCAACUAACUGCCUGUAUCUUAGGUAGUUUGACACAAAACGGUGUUUUGAUAUGGAUGCUUGGUCACAUCGAAGGCAUCUGCGACGACGAUCAACCCCACGGCUAUACCUGCCCUCAAGGUCGUGUCAACUUCACAAGUUCAAUCAUCUGGGGAGCCAUUGGUCCUGCACGCCUCUACAGUAUCGGCAAACAGUAUUCAGGCCUCCUUCAUUUCUUCUGGAUAGGUGCUCUUUUGCCAGUCAUCACCUUCUAUCUCAAGAAAUACUUUCCAAAGAACUCUUUCCUGAAGUCCAUCCAUUGGCCUCUCUUCUUCGCUGGAACAGGAAAUCUACCUCCUGCUACGGGUAUAAACUACACAACAGCAUUUGUCGUCAGUUUGAUAUUCAACAAAAUCAUCAAAUCACGUGCUAAGCACUGGUGGGCAAAAUACAAUUACAUCCUAUCAGCAAGUCUCGACUCCGGUGUAGCUGUCUCUGCGAUCGUAAUAUUCUUCACUGUCAUAUUCCCAGGGGCAGAACUGAAUUGGUGGGGCAAUACGGUCAGCUCUACCACAGCUGAUGGAUUGGGGACGCCGUGGAAAGCUUUGCCAGCGAAUGGAACGUUUGGACCUUCGCAUUGGUGAGGGAUCUUGAGGGAAUAAUUCAGGAAAGCACGAAGAGUUGCAAAUUGGACAGAGCAUUGCAGACUAUCCAUUCGUUCUCCAAGGACCAACUUUCCUCGGACUUUGUGCUUGCCCAGUCUUUGUCGACGGAUGUGCUUGGCCUGAAUCGUGGCAUCCAACUGAUCACUGACUCACUGCAUUGCGCGGGGU